This is a messenger RNA of Paramecium sonneborni, 2824 nucleotides long. Lineage: Eukaryota; Ciliophora; Oligohymenophorea; Peniculida; Parameciidae. The record is from the annotation of a GenBank genome assembly.
AUGGCAAAAAACACUCUGGACACACAAUCUACAAUAUUUGUGUCCCUUUUUACUUUUGCCACAUUAAAGUAAUGGCAUUAUUCAAUACAAGAUAGCUUAAAUGCAUCUUGUAUCUGCACGCUUCUUUACAAUCACUACUAUAUAUAUAAUAAAUAAUAUUAAAUGUCUCAAUUGUCUAGAUAGAUGAAGAAGAUCGGUAAUUACUAGCUAGGCGAUUUGCUAGGAAGAGGUUCGAUUGGUACUGUGUACAAAGGAUUGAAUUUGGAAUUAGUAAAAAACACACAAUAAUAGAGGGAACACUUGUGGCAAUAAAGCAAGUGUCGAGAGCCACAUUGAAAGAAGAUCAAUAUAAAGCAUUACAGCAAGAAAUCUACCUAUUGAAGAAACUGAGACAUGAAAAUAUCGUGAAAUACAUAGAUUGUAUAGAGACAGAUCAAUUUUUAAAUAUCAUUCUGGAAUACAUAGAGAGUGGUAGUUUAGCAAGCAUUUUAAAGAAGUUUGGAUCAUUUCCAGAGUCUUUGGUUGCUAUAUAUGUAAAAUAAGUAUUGAAGGGAUUGGAAUAUUUACAUUAAUAAGGGAUUGUCCAUAGAGAUAUAAAGGGUGCAAAUAUUUUGACUACUAAAGAUGGGUAAUUAAAAUCAUAAGAUAAUAAAGUACUGUAAAAUUAGCUGACUUUGGAGUAGCCACAACAUUAUCUGAAGAUACGACAUAAAGCAAUAAUAUAGUUGGUACUCCAUAUUGGAUGGCACCUGAAGUGAUUGAAAUGUCUGGACAUUUAUCAACAUCCUGUGAUAUUUGGUCUUUAGGAUGCACAGUCAUUGAACUUUUAACAGGAAAUCCCCCAUAUUUUGAUAGAUUGUAAUAUGCUGCAAUGUUUUAAAUUGUACAAAGAGAUUGUCCACCUUUACCAGAAGGUAUAUCAAAUGAAUGUAGAGAUUUCCUUAUUCAAUGUUUCUAAAAAGAUCCUACUUUACGAGAUGAUGCUACUACUAUGCUCAAACAUCCUUGGAUUACUAAAAGUUGGCAUAUUGUUCAAGGACCUAAUCUACCUGAAGAAGUAACUAAUACUAUUCGAAAUCACAUUGUAGAUUAAUCCAAUUUCGGAACAUUCAUUACUGACUCAUUUAUUGAAUAAGUACCUUAAUUAGUCUAAUGUUAAUCUCCAAGAAAAAUUGAUAAAAGUAGUGCUGUUAGAGAUUCCUAAUUGGAUUCACUUAGAUAACUUAAAUUAAGAACUAGUCAUCAAAUUAAAUAAAAUGGAUUUUGGGGUUAAAAUGAAGAUGGUAAAAGUAUGAGAGAAAUUAAUGAACUUAUUACUUAAUUAACAGAAUAAAGUGACAAUUCAUAAAUAAUUAAAAUAUUAGAAUAGUUGAAAGACACUAUUCCAAAUGAUAAAUGCAAAGAAUAUUUUAUUCAUACUGGUUUAACAUCAUUAUUGGAAAUUAUUGAAAAAUAUAUGCCACUUUAUUGUGAAAAUAAUUCAUAAGAUUAAUCAUUAUAAAUUUUAAAAUUGAUAUUUGAAUUAAUAAAUAUAGUUGUAGAUUAGAAUCCUUAAUUAUUAGAAUUAUCAUGUUAUUUGGGUGCAGCAACAUUUUAUCAACAAAUCACUUCCUCUGAAUUUCAUAAAGAAUUAAGAGUUGAAGCAGCAUAUUUUUUAGGAUAAUUAACUUACUUCAAAGAAGGAUACCUACUCUCUAUAGGAGGAUUGGAUAACCUUUUAGAACUUAUUGACACAUCAGAUAUCUCAGAUAAUAUAGAUUUAAUUGGUUUAGCAUUAGACACCAUCAUUUUACUUUAUGAUCUUAAUACUAUAAGUUAAAGAAAUUUAAGUAGACUUUUAACUAGUAAAUUCAUCACCUAUAGAUUAGUCCUUAUAGCUGAGUAAGUUUAAAAUAUAGAUCUUAAUUUAAUGAUUAAAUCUUUGAAUAUCUUAGUCAUUCUGGCUAAAUGUGAUGAUAAAAUAGUUAAAUAAGCUCUUUGCGAAAAAGAAGUUAUAACCAGAUUAGCCACUUUCCUUAAUUAAAAUUAAGAAUAAUCAUUACUAAAAACCAUCAAAAUAUUUAGGUAUCUCUGUACUGAACCUCAUCUUUAACCACAUUUAGAUGGAUUUGCUAUUAUACCUAGGGCCUUAACUUUAUUAAAAAAGGAUUUACCAACUCAAGGACCUAUGAUUGCAGAUAUUCUUAGAAUUAUAUUUUAUCUUACAAAACUCAAUCAUGAUAAAUAAGAAGAAUUAUGUCUUUAUGAAGGUGUUCCCUUAUUGUUAGAAUUAUUUAAAUUACCAAGUGAAUAAGAAAACUAAAUCUCAAUGAAAAAGGCAGCUAUUAGUAUACUUUGUUCUCUAGCUACUUCUUCAGAAAGAUGUAAAUAAAAACUAUAAGAAAAUGGAGGUAUUAGCAUUUAUGUUGGCUUAUUAACAACAAAUUUAAAUAUUACUAAGUUACUUGAUACUAUUGUAAAAUUAAUAGAACUUGAUUAAACUUAAAGAAUUCCUCUGAGUAAAAAUAUUGACAUUCUUGUUGCAUAUUUUAAAAAUAAUACAGUUCCAAUGUACCCCACUUUAGUAAAAGUAUUAGCAAAAGAAUUUGGACUUAGUCUCUUAUUUAGGAAAUAACUGUUAGAACUCCUAAUUUAAAAGGAUUAAAGUCAGUUGAACUUAAAACAUUUGCUACAGAUUCUGUAUUAUCUACUUGAAUCUGAUUCAAUAAAAAUUAAAGACAUGUUUAAGAAUUCUAUUCUAUAGCAACUAAUAGAACAAGAAGAACAUGGUCUGGCGGUUUAGGGCAUUGUAAAGUAAAUUAAGGAAUUGAUAUUAUUAAAAUAA